CUAGCCGCGAGCUUGCGCUUCCCCGGCCGCCCUGGACUACAAUUCCCAGCGAGCCUAGCGGCCGGCGUCUCGGCUGCGGUCAGGUGACCGAGUCGCCUGACCUGAGGAUUGCAGUGGGUUCACCUGGAGGAGAGCUGACUGACUGCCCUGGGGUACUGCUGACCUCCAGCAGAGUUGAGCCAAAAUGUCCCCGGAAUCUAAAAAGCUUUUCAACAUCAUUAUUUUAGGAAUUGCCUUUAUGUUUAUCUUCACCGCCUUUCAGACUUGUGGAAAUGUAGCGCAAACUGUCAUCAGGAGCCUAAAUAGUACAGAUUUUCAUGGCAGUGGAUAUACCAGCAUGGCAAUUAUUUAUGGAGUGUUCUCUGCUUCAAAUUUGAUUACACCAUCAGUGGUUGCUAUUGUAGGACCUCAACUCUCUAUGUUUGCUAGUGGUUUAUUUUACAGCAUGUACAUUGCCGUUUUUAUCCAGCCUUUCCCGUGGUCCUUCUACACAGCCUCUGUUUUCAUUGGAAUUGCAGCUGCUGUACUUUGGACAGCACAAGGAAACUGCCUGACAAUAAAUUCAGAUGAGCACACUAUUGGGAGAAACAGUGGAAUUUUCUGGGCGCUCUUACAAUUUAGCUUGUUCUUUGGAAAUCUCUACAUAUAUUUUGCUUGGCAAGGGAAAACUCAGAUAUCAGAGAGUGACCGAAGAACAGUGUUUAUCGCCCUAACAGUGAUUAGCCUUGUGGGGACAGUACUUUUCUUUCUCAUUCGGAAACCAGAUUCUGAAAAUGUCCUGGGAGAAGAUGAAUCUUCUGAUGACCAGGACUUGGACAUCAACGAGUCUCCCCAGAACAACAUGACAAAGGCAGUAGAUGCAUUUAAAAAGUCUCUGAAGUUAUGUGUCACCAAGGAGAUGCUCCUUCUUAGCGUUACAACUGCUUAUACAGGUCUGGAACUGACUUUCUUCUCUGGUGUAUAUGGAACCUGUAUUGGCGCUAUAAAUAAAUUUGGAACAGAAGAGAAAAGCCUCAUUGGACUUUCUGGCAUUUUCAUCGGCAUUGGAGAAAUUUUAGGUGGAAGCCUCUUUGGCCUGCUGAGCAAGAAUAAUCGUUUUGGUAGGAAUCCAGUUGUGCUGUUGGGCAUCCUGGUGCAUUUUAUAGCUUUUUAUUUAAUAUUCCUCAACAUGCCUGGGGAUGCCCCCAUUGCUCCUGUUGAAGGCACUGACAGCAGCGCUUACAUCAAACCCAGCAAAGAAAUUGCCAUCUUCUGCAGCUUCCUGUUGGGUCUUGGAGACAGCUGCUUCAAUACCCAGCUGCUUAGUAUUUUAGGUUUUCUCUAUUCUGAAGACAGUGCCCCGGCUUUUGCUGUCUUUAAAUUUGUGCAGUCCAUUUGCGCCGCCGUGGCGUUUUUCUACAGUAACUACCUUCUCCUUCAUUGGCAACUCCUGGUCAUGGUGAUAUUUGGGUUUUUUGGAACUGUCUCCUUCUUCACUGUGGAGUGGGAAGCUGCUGCCAUUGUAGCCCGGGGCUCUGACUACCGAAGUAUUUGAAGAAGGGCGCCAGUGAGAGGAGGCCGCCUCUCCAGACCCUCGGUUGAGCGGCAGGGCUGGGCAGAGGAGGCCGCUCUCAUCUUCACCAUACCUUGGAGGCUGUUUAGGAUGGAAACUCCGAGAUCUAAGACUGCUAAAUCUGCCAGAGUUGGUAUUCAGGUUUACAGAUAUUGUUUAAAAACUAGUGAAAUAAGACAAACUUGUUCUGUUGGUCAUGUUGUUCGAAGAUGUUGUUUUUCAUUUCAUCUGUCUCACAUUCCUUAUGAUCAUGUUAUAAAUGUCAAUGUUUUCUUCUGCCCCCUGUUCUCAUUGAGAGAUCAUGCUUUGAUUGAAACUGCUAGGCCAUAUGUGUAUGAAGACUCAUAUGUCAUGUGAAGACUCCUACAGGGUGUGGCUGUGUGUUACUAUGUAGUAACAGGGAGCAUGUGCCACCCCAUGUGUGUGUCUGGGAAUGAUGUUUAAGUAAAUCAUGUAACACUGAAAUGGCAUCUUUGAAAAGAUUUGCACAUUUUUGUUAAUUUUUCUUGUAGUUCAUAGCAAGAGGGGUACUAAUCAAGUAUUACGAAAUGAGGUAAAAAUUGUCUUUAAGUUUUAAAAAUAGAAAUCUUACAUUUGUAAAUGAACAGAAACACACUUAAGAAAAUACACAUUUACUGGUGGAGGCUUUUGCUAGUAAUUUUUCUGAGGAUUUAGUGCAUAAAAAACAAACCCAGAGCGUGUAGUGAAGUCUAAGCUAUGGUGGCAGACUGUUGUCACUAAGAAGCACCAUUCCGUAUGCAUGUCUGGGGAUGGACUCUAACUAUUUGGGGAGAUGUUUAGAAUGGAAAUGCUAACUGUAAUCCAUCAGAGCUUUAAACAGUUAUUUUAAUUGAGAUAUAGUUCAGAAAUCAUAAAAUUCAUCAUUGUAAAGUAUACAGUUUAGUGGCGUUUCAGUACAUUCACAAGGUUAUGUAGCUAUCACUACUAUCUUUUCCAGAACGUUUUCAUCACCCCAAAAAGAACCACCCUGCCUACUAGUAGACAUUCCCCAUUCUCUUGCCUGGCACUGGUGGUCAGUAAUCUGUUUCCUGUCUCUGUGGAUUUGCUUCUUCUGGAUAUUCCCUCUAAAUGGGAAAGCUCACUUUUAAAAUUGAAAAUUAACUGUACAAAUCAAGAGUUUUAUGGCAAAGUAGAUUUAAUCAGAAGACAAACAAUAUUUUGUUUUAAACUUGCUUAGCAAUUUUAUGGAGUGUGACUUUCAGACUUGAUGGCAAUUGUAGGGAAUUGUGGUUAGCUGGAACCCUUAGAGAAAUUGCAUUUGUGUGGAACACUAAACUCUUUGGCUCCAAGUUGUAAAAUUUUGGUUUUCUUUCUUGAAGUUGAGAUAAACUCAGUUGAUAGUUGAUUUUAUAUAAAUUAUAAAUGCUGUUUCAGAAUUAAUAGAAAUGAAUUUAUUAUCUCUUAAAGCACAUUAUUGUUUACUCAGAUGUAUUUGUUUUCUAUCACUGUAUGACAGAUUACUCCAAAACUUAGCCAUUUCCCUGGUGGUUCAGAUAGUAAAGAAUCUGCCUGCAAUGCAGGAGACCCGCAUUUGAUCCCUGCAUCCAUGGGGUCACAAAGUCAGACAUGACUGAGCAACUAACAGUUUUUUUCACUAAGCACAUUAUUGUUUACCCAGAUGUAUUUGUUUUCUAUCUCUGUGUGACAUAUUACCCCAAAACUCAACCCUUAAAAACAAGACCUAUGUAUUCUCUCAUAGUUUCUGUGGGUCUAGAGUCUCAGCAUGGCUGAACCAGGUCCUCCAGCCAGCUCAGGGUCUGUCACAAGGCUGCAGCCAAGGUGUGACCCGGGGAGGACCCGCUUCUCAGCUUAGUCUCAUCCUGGCAGGAGUUGAUUCCUCACAGGCUGUUGGACCAGGAGUUUUAGUUUCUCACGGCUGUCCGCAUCAAAGAAAGCAAGUGAGAAAAGCCAGAGGGAAGUGCCAGCAAGUCAUAAGUCACCGUCUUUUAUCACUAAAUCUUGAAAGUGACAUCUCAUCACCUUUGCUGUAUUCUCUUCACUAGAUGCAAGUUACUAGUUCCCGGCCACACUCACGGAAAGGGGUGGGGUUACACCAGGGAGUGACUAGAGCCAGGAUCCCCAGGACCGUCUCACAAGGCUGCCUGUCUCACGUUCAGCUGGGAACUGGGCCCUGCACUCCCAUGUUCCUCACUCUCCCAGGCUCAGGCUCCCUUUGCUUGUGAUAGAUCUGCAGAAUUGGGCUGCAGAGGUUCAGUAGCCUCUGUUAAUACCACUGAGUACAUUCUCCCAGGGCAGCCGCAGCCUCUUAUCACCACUGGUAAGGUUCCUGGUAACUGCUUUCACAAGAGAAACGAAAGGGAGUGAGGGGAGUCUGUCAGGAACACGAAUUCUGGGCCGCCUCCCUCCUGUUGUUAUGUGUGAUGUUCUUCGCCUUAAGUUCUGUACUCACAUUUUGUGUUUGGGUGGGUUUUGUUUUGUUUUUUACUGAGUCUUUAUGUCUGUAAAUGGUGUUGGUCUUGGUGGGCUCUUUAUUUGACUGAUAACAGCUCAUGUUUGAAUUUGUAUCAUUAUUUGAAUUUGAAAUGUGGUAUGAAAUAAAGAAUUUAAUUUUUA
Capra hircus (goat) is the source of this 4147-nucleotide messenger RNA. It is a transcript of the gene MFSD11, whose product is annotated as major facilitator superfamily domain containing 11. The transcript is spliced from 14 exons. Bases 185 to 1534 code for a protein of 449 amino acids. NCBI's taxonomy places the organism in Eukaryota, Metazoa, Chordata, Mammalia, Artiodactyla, Bovidae. The record is from RefSeq and is a predicted model, not a curated record.